AUGGCGCCCAUAGUCAGUAAGGUAGAAGUUCUAGAGAUGAACAAGGAAAACAUCCAGCCGCUAAGUGGAGGACGACCGGUUUCAAAACUAUCGGAAGCGUUUCAAUCUUCAGAAUCGUACAAGUACCAAAGACACAAGGCCAGACUACUAUUGGAACGAGAACAGCUAGAAGAUGAGGUUGCAAAUCUGGAGGAUGCCGACGACCCGCUCGAGAUUUUUGUGAGGUAUAUAAGUUGGACUCACACAAACUACCCUCAAGGGGCCAACAGUGAAAGUGGAUUAGUCAAUUUGCUCGAACGAUGCACUUCACACUUUCGAGAUGUGCCGCAUUGCAAGAACGACCCCAGGUACCUCAAGGUGUGGCUCGAGUAUAUCAAGUAUUCCGAGUCGCCACGAGACGCGUACAUUUAUAUGGCGAAAAAGGGGAUUGGCAACCAGCUAGCGUUGUUUUACGAGGAGUUUGCCGCGUAUUUGGAGCUUCAAUGCAAAAUCACCGACGCCAGGCAGAUGUACGAGUUGGGGUUGGAGAUGGCUGCGUUCCCCGUGGAGCGACUAAAGCGGUCCUAUGCCAAGUUCAAGGACCGUGUACGGAGUCUGGGUGUGGCGGAGCCUGCCGCCAACGGUAAUGGCCGCGAUGUGGCACGCGACGUGUUGGCGAUUGUCAGGGGCAGCCCAGCAACAGCCGCAGAAUCUCUCCCUCCAAAGAAGAAAUCAAAGAUGCAAGUAUUUCGAGAUAAUAAUGAUUGCAAUGAGAGUGUCCUACCGUCGAUUUUCGACAAUAAUGCCGCCGAUGGUCAAGAUGUGCUUGAAGCGAGAAAAACGAGGAUCCGCGAGAAUGUGAUCCAACCCACUCAAUGGCUGGGUCAAGUUAUAAAGCAAAAAAUCCAGCCUCGUGUAUCUCUGGCGGGGAAAAUCCAGGUAUUCCGUGACGAUUCACCAGGUGGUGGUGGUGGUGGUGGUGGUGGUAGUGCUCCACCUCAGCAGCUUGUAGCUCCACACUCGCCUCAAAUUUCACAGCUGGUACAUCAAGAUAAAGACGGUGAUUUUUACACAUUAGUUGAGGUCACAGGUAAGAAGCCAGAACGGGUCAUGGUAAACAUGGACCUCUCAAAUUCACAGGACCUCGACGUCAUGGAAAUGCUCGCUAUAUCGCGAUUCAAACCACGGCAAAACCGAAAACAAAAACAACAGCAACAGGAACAGCAACAAAUUCCAAUCUUCAAUCCCUCUAAUCGACCAAAAUUGCAGAUCAAACCCGAGGUGAGAAGCACCGGUGUUGUAGAUGGAACUGAAACAUUCACUAUCCCACUCAACGACGACUCCACUAUCAAAGUCAACGAUCCAACAAUUACUGCAUAUUCCAAGUUCGCCAAGAACGAAGUGUUUGGGAUGUUCAACCAACCAAGCCCCGUCACUGAUGAAGAUGCGCCAAUUGAAGGAAAUGGGAGAGGAGAAGACGAGGAAGAAGAAGAAGAAGAAGCAACAACUACUAAUCUCACUGGAUUCGUAACGGAGACGAUCCACGCACCAGAACCACAACCACGCACUCAAUCUCAACCUCAUCGCCAAUUGCCAACACAAAGAAUAAAAGAAGACGAUGAAAAGGAACAUGAAGAAGAAAACGAAGAAAAAGCAGUAGACAAAUCACCACUUCGCGCCGAUCCCCACCUCAUCGACCCAUUCAACCCGACAAUCCAAUCUGAAAUCCUAUCAAAUUUGAAAAUCCCCUUGUCCUACUAUCCAAACUUCCACCAACUAGCUCCUCAAACAGCAAACCAGUUAUCGAAACUACCGCGCAACGCUACUACCACCACCACAAUGCGCAGCUCACAAGCGUCAAUAAUUGAAUGCUGCGGGGAUGAAAUAUACUGCAUCAUCAGCAAACUCGGCCAAGGGGGCUUUGCGCCCGUUUACUUGAUCGAGAAUGCCCACAACGGGUCGCUCGCGGCGCUCAAGAUCGAAGCACCAGCGUCAGCAUGGGAGUUCUUCAUCUUGCACCAGAUCCACCGUCGGCUCAUCGACAAGCCCAGCUUCAUCUCCCAUUUCAUCGCGGCGCAUUCGCUCUGGCAUUAUGCAGACGAGAGCUUUCUCGUGUUGGACUACUGUCCGCGCGGCUCCUUGUUGGACUUGGUCAACUGUGGCACCGUGGAUGAAGUCGUGGUGGUGUUUUUCGCGGUUGAGCUUUUGAAAACGGUGGAGGUUUUGCAUUCGAUUGGCGUGCUUCAUGGCGACAUCAAGGCUGAUAACUGCAUGGUUCGCUUUGAGCCAUCGGUUUCAGGGUGGAGCGAGACGUAUGUGCGCGAUGGCGGCGCCGGGUGGGACGCAAAGGGGUUGACCAUGAUUGAUUUCGGGCGCGCGGUGGACUUGCGGUCUUUUGACGCCAACGCGCGGUUCGUUACUCGUGUUCCCGUGGACGAGCUGGAUUGCGUGGAAAUGAAUGAGGGAAGGAGCUGGAAAUACGAAGCGGAUUACUACGGGGUUGCGGGCGUGGUGCAUACGUUACUAUUUGGCGAGUAUAUCAAGAUUGAUAAAACGGGCACGAGGGUUAAGUUGAAGAACGGGUUCAAGCGGUACUGGCAGCGCGACUUGUGGAUGGAACUCUUUGAUUUGUUAUUGAAUCCGUACCAUGGCGAACCGGACGCAAUGGCGAUGGCGAUGGCGGCGAGACGAUCAGCGAAAACGCAGCAAGUGAGGGACAUUAGAACCAAGUUUGAAGACUGGCUCGAGAUGAAUUCCAAGAGCAGGAACUUACGGUCGAUCAUCAAGUCCCUAGAACACGAGCUUGAAGUAGCGCAAAGGGGCAAAAGCUCCAUAAACUGA
Molecule: messenger RNA, 2820 nt
Organism: Lodderomyces beijingensis
Lineage: Eukaryota; Fungi; Ascomycota; Pichiomycetes; Serinales; Debaryomycetaceae
Source: the annotation of a GenBank genome assembly